UCUAACAGAAGCUGCAGGUGGAAUCAGCUGACUAUCUCGAGCACCAACGGAGUUGAAUGUCGUCCCUGUCCCAAAUGUCCCGAGGGUCAGGGCAUGGUCCCGCAGUGUGGAUCACUUGUCGAUACUAACGUCACAGUGGAGUGUGUACAAUGUAAACCUGGCGAAUCAUACUCUGAUAAGCAUGACAUCUCUUCGUGUAAGCCGUGCACCAUCUGUGACCCUAACGAAGAAACCAUAAGCCCUUGUACUGCCACGAAGAAUGCGGUUUGUGGAGAGUGCAAUGCUGGUUUCUAUCGAGCUACAACCGGAGAUUGCAAACCUUGCAUGAGGUGUUGUGCUGACAAUAAAGACGAAGACAUAGAGAAACAGUGCAAAGCGCAGACCAACCUCCCAGCAAACCAGAUAUGUCGGUACGAUGUCAACACCAUCAAUUGCGCGCCUACUGCAUACAGGACAACUGCGCCUACUGUGUUAGUUUCCACGGCUCCCGCAAUCGCACAUGACAAGAUGGCUGCCCGCUCUGAGGACGGAGGCAGAGCUAGUACUAUUUGGCUUGUAGCUGUUGUUGCUUGUGUUGCUUUUACUGCGUGUGUUUCAUUUGGAGUGUUGCUGUUUGUCUGCUACAGAAAGCAAUUUUUAUCACAGUAUUUGUGCUACUCAAGAAGGCAUGCAGACGGUGGCGCAGUAAUUUCAGCUCCUAUCCAAGCGGAAUGUUUGCAGCCUUUAAGUCCUCCGAUUGUGACUGGGAGUGACUCUCCUAAAUUGCAAAUGGUAUAACCCUCAUAGCCAAGCGAACAGGUGGACUGAGAUAUCUACGAGCUCUAUAUCUGCCGCAUGGCACUUCGACCCACUUCUAGAUCGUUUUCACGUGACGUCAUUAAGUUCUAAAAUUUAAAUCUAAACAGCCACGAAAAUUUUUAUCGUCAUUAGGCAUAAGGGGGUUUAAAUUCGUAUCCCUUUUCAACUUUUCAGCUUAACAUCGUGCUUGGUUUGGAAACCAGCGCAGUUUGAAGUUCACAGUUGUGGCGUUGCGUGACAUACACCUCUGAUGGUAUCUUUCGAAAAAUAUACAUUUAUCUUAAGAUUUUUAGCCUUUUUAGGAGUUUAAGUGUUAAUAAAAGUGUAUGUGUUUGUUGGUUCAGUUCAGAUAAUCAGUCGACUAAAUAGCCAAAGUAAGUUCCAGAUGUUCACAUUAUUUUCCUGCCGCCAUAUUGGUGCACCAAAGAGGUGCACCAACAUGGCGACUCCUUACAGUGCCCUUGCAAAUUUGCGCAAAAUAUUUCGACGAAUAUCUGAAGUUUGGAAAAACGAAAAGGCCUAAGACUUGAAGGAGUGUCUUCUUUACCUAUCUCCUACAACAUUCCAAUUUCUUGACCUUAUUCAUUAAAUAGUUUUCGAUUUAUUUUUUCGUUGCACAAGAGUGAAAACGAUCUAUAAUUAGCCUUGUUUUGUUAAUCAUGUUCUGAUCAUUUUAAUGUUUUGGUCAUUCUUACUAACAAAGGCGAUGCGGCACGGAUUUUUGUUAGAGAGACUGUUUCCUGUUGUCUCAGAAAGGCGCUAGACUUAAUUAGAAACAUAUAGUGCUUAUUCCUCAUUUAAUCCCGCUUAACGUAUUCUAUUCAAAGGACCGGUCAUUAUUUAUCAUUUGGGAGGGGUGGGUGAUGGUAGGUUGUAUUUUACUAAAAUCUGACCUCCAUAUUUUAACUUAACAUUAUAUCAAUUCAAGAUGAGGAAAAUUAGUUAUUGUUUUCGAGUUAUAUGUUAGAGAGCUAUAUGCAAAUGUGACAAAUGUUUUUAUGAAAAUCUUUUCAGGAAAGUUUAAAAAAUCUUCUGAAACAACAAUUGAUAUCCCUGUGACAAACAAGUCACGGAAACUCAACUUCAGCGUAGAAUUUAGCACGAAUAGGUAUCCAAGAUAUGGCCAAAUAUGCCUUAGGCGUGGCCUGAGUGGCCUGGCCUGGGCCGGGCCGUUCAAAGCACGAAGCUAACCGAGGGUCAGCCAACAAUUUUUAUCUAGCUUUGUAGCUUUGCGGACAGUUUUUUUUUUUUUUUAAUAUUUUUCCUUCAGUUUUGCCUCACGUUAUGAUAAAAGGCUUUAUAACGUAAGCGCUAAUGUACGCUUUAUUUAUGGAUUAUCACUGGUUGCCUUUAGAACAAAAAAGCCCUGGUGUGUCCAAAGAAAGCUUUGUAAUGCACUUUUAUUUAAUUCAGCCGAAAAUGCAACUCUAUAGGAUUAAGAAAGGUAAAAAAAAAUAACCCAUAACGAUUAGCUAAAACAAUGCAGGUAGACUGCCAGUUUUAAACAAAAAGGUUAAGAAAGGUGGUAGUUACACUUCAAUGUUCAAUAAAGUUAUGAUGUUAUACAAUAA
Messenger RNA from Stylophora pistillata, 2369 nucleotides. RefSeq lists its product as uncharacterized. Gene Ontology annotation, biological process: positive regulation of JNK cascade; positive regulation of canonical NF-kappaB signal transduction. Lineage: Eukaryota; Metazoa; Cnidaria; Anthozoa; Scleractinia; Pocilloporidae. The record is from RefSeq and is a predicted model, not a curated record. Gene Ontology annotation, molecular function: protein binding; signaling receptor activity.